AUGGAAUCUGGAAUCGCUCAGAACAAGGCAAAGAUUGUUGAGAAUGCACUUGUAUGUUUCGAAUCAGUGAAUGGGUCAUGCGAAAGAGCAAUCCUUCCUUCAACGAUACAAGUAUUGCUUUACCUCUUCCUCGGUUCGAUGUCCAUUCUCACAGUUUGUGGCAACCUCCUUGUAGUCAUCCCAGUUAUUCACUUCAAGCAGCUUCACACUCCAACCAACUACCUCAUCCUCUCUCUGGCUGUGUCAGACCUGCUUUUAGGGGUGAUUGUGAUGCCUCCCAGCAUGGUAUAUUCCCUGGAAGGAUGCUGGUACUUUGGAGAUUUAUUCUGUAAAAUAUAUACCAGCACUGAUAUCAUGUUAUGCACUGCAUCCAUUCUGAAUUUGUCUUUUAUUUCUAUUGACCGGUAUUUCGCAGUGUGUCGCCCUCUCCUUUAUGGGACUAAAAUAACUGUGCACGUUGUGGUGGCCAUGGUCCUGCUCACCUGGAGUGUUUCUGCCCUUGUAGGGUUUGGCAUAAUAUUUCUGGAGCUCAAUAUUUGGGGCAUUGAGGAGUUUUACUAUAAAUAUGUGGCCUGUGAGGGAAGAUGUGCUUUAUUUCAGAACCAAGUAUCGAGCAUUGUGUCUUCAGUGAUCUCCUUCUACAUCCCUGGAGUGGGGAUGCUCAGCCUCUACCUAAAGAUUUUCCUCGUAGCGCAGAGACAGGUACGCUCACUUCAGGGCACAGCUGAACACAACUCUGUAGGCAAAUCACAGAGGAAGGCCACUAAAACACUUGCUGUCAUUAUGGGGGUGUUUCUUUCAUUCUGGACACCCUUUUUUGUCUGCAACUGCAUUGACCCCUUUGUUAGUUACUCUGUUCCACCGGGUUUGUUUGUAACAUUUGUAUGGAUUGGCUAUUUGAAUUCAACUAUUAAUCCCAUGGUGUAUGCAUUCUUUUACAGUUGGUUCAGGAGGGCAUUAAAAAUGAUAAUUUCUGCAAAAAUCUUUCAACCUGACUCUUCAAUACUGCAAUUGUUUUCAGACUAA
Molecule: messenger RNA, 1026 nt
Organism: Esox lucius (northern pike)
Lineage: Eukaryota; Metazoa; Chordata; Actinopteri; Esociformes; Esocidae
Product: trace amine-associated receptor 1-like
Exons: 1
Coding region: 1-1026 (341 amino acids)
Biological process (GO): adenylate cyclase-activating adrenergic receptor signaling pathway
Cellular component (GO): membrane
Molecular function (GO): trace-amine receptor activity
Source: RefSeq, a predicted model, not a curated record